AUGGUGCGAGUCAUCAUCAAAGGAGGUGUUUGGAAGAACACGGAGGUUUGACCACUUUUUUAUGUGAAAAUCGAACUGAAUUUGUGAUUUUCAGGAUGAAAUCCUCAAAGCGGCGAUUAUGAAGUACGGAAAGAAUCAGUGGAGUCGAAUCGCUUCGCUGCUUCACCGAAAAUCGGCGAAACAGUGCAAGGUUUGUGCGGAAAUUAGAAAAUCGAUAAAUAUAGAGCUUUGUGGGUGAAAAAGUAGCUAAAAUUGCUGGCUUAAUGAUGAAUUAUUAUUGAUCCGUCGGAUGCGGCAAACCUAAAAAUUGAAAUUGCAGGCUCGCUGGUUCGAAUGGCUCGACCCGGGAAUCAAAAAGACGGAAUGGUCUCGCGAGGAGGACGAAAAGCUUCUUCACCUGGCCAAACUGAUGCCCACCCAGUGGCGCACGAUCGCUCCGAUCGUCGGAAGGACGUCGGCGCAGUGUCUGGAACGCUACGAGCACCUGCUGGACGAGGCCCAACGGAAAGCCGAGGGCCUGGACGAGGAGGCUUCCGAGGCGAGGAAGCUGAAGCCCGGAGAGAUCGAUCCGACGCCCGAGACGAAGCCCGCACGGCCGGAUCCCAUCGAUAUGGACGACGAUGGUGAGGCGGCGAAGUUUUGCGAAUUUUGCGAAUUUUUUAGAGCCGAAAACAAACAUGUGCUAUUAUUUUAACAAAAAAUCAAUGCAAAGCAAUAAUUUAACGUUUUCAGAGCUGGAAAUGUUGUCUGAGGCGCGUGCACGUCUGGCGAACACUCAGGGAAAGAAAGCGAAGAGAAAGGCGAGGGAACGACAGCUUUCAGACGCCCGACGACUCGCUUCACUCCAGAAAAGAAGAGAAAUGCGGGCGGCCGGACUGGCCUUCGCUCGCAAAUUCAAGCCCAAAAAGAAUCAGAUAGACUAUAGUGAGGAGGUAAUUGUUUUGAAAUUUUUGCAUCUUUCCUCAAAAACGUCCACAUUUGCAGAUUCCAUUCGAGAAGCACGUGCCGGCUGGAUUCCAUAAUCCGACGGAAGACAAGUACACGGUCGAAGAUUCGAAUCAGCGCGCGAUCGACGACCAUCAGAAGCCGCGUGGACGUGAAAUCGAGAUGGAGAAGCGGCGCGAGGAUCGGGAGAAACUGAAAAAACGAAAGGAGCAGGGCGAGGCGGACGCCGUUUUCAACAUCAAGGAGAAGAAGCGCUCGAAGUUGGUGCUCCCAGAGCCGCAGAUUUCCGACCGAGAAUUGGAGCAAAUUGUGAAAAUCGGCCACGCGUCCGACAGUGUCCGUCAGUACAUUGACGGAACGGCGACCUCGGGACUCCUCACCGACUAUACCGAAUCGGCGCGGGCGAAUGCGGUCGCGGCGCGCACAAUGCGCACCCCGAUGCCGAAAGACACGAUUCAGAUGGAGAUCGAGAAUAUAAUGGCGUUGCAGAACACGGAAUCGGUGCUCAAGGGCGGCCUCAACACGCCGUUGCACGAGUCGGACCUCGGAAAAGGCGUUUUGCCGACGCCGAAAAUCGCCGCCACCCCGAAUACGGUGCUACAUGCGAUUGCGGCGACACCGGGCGCUGCCGGAGCUCCCGGAGCCACGCCGGGCGGUUUUGUGACGCCGGCGCCCGCGCAGACCCCGUUCCGCGAUCAAAUGCGCAUCAACGAGGAGGUCGGCGGAAGUGCGUUCGAGCAAAAGGCGAAUUUGAAACGGGCGCUCGCCUCGCUGCCUGCACCGAAAAAUGAUUUCGAGAUUGUCGGACCGGAAGACGAGGAAAACGCAUCUGAGGCGGUGGGACCGGAAGACGAAGAAGAAGGCGUCGGGGAGGGCGAAGAGUGGAUCGAGGACGCGUCGGAACGGGCGGAACAGCGGGCGAAGAGGAGCGCGGAGGUCAGAAUCCGAAAUCUGAAGAUGCGAAGCCAGGUGAUCCAGCGGGCGCUGCCGAAACCAUCGAAAAUCAACGAGGCGGCACUGAGAGGUGCGGGCGCGGGCGGCGGAGAACUCGCGCGUGCGGACGACGCCGUCAAGAAGGAAAUGCGACAGUUGCUCGCCUGGGACGUCGAUUCCAAGGCGCCUGAGCACAUUUUCACGAGGGAGGAUCUUGACGCGGCGGCCGAUUUGAUUCGAAAAGAGACGGAGGCCGGACCGCACGCCGAACUCGACGAUAUGAUGUGGAAAGUGGUCGAGCAGUGCACGUCGGAGAUGAUUUUGAGCAAGGACAAGUUUACGCGAGUCGCAAUUUUGGGACGGGAGGAGCAGAUGAAGGCGCUCAACGACGAGUUUCAAAUGUACCGCGGAUGGAUGAACACGAGGGCGAAACGGGCGGCGAAAGUGGAGAAGAAGUUGAGAGUCAAGUUGGGCGGAUAUCAGGUAUGAGUUUCAACGGAUUGCAAAAAGUUUGACGUUCGGUGACAUUCCCCCUGUAAAAGUAGAGAAAAUUGAGCAGAAUACGGUCCUGAACCCAUUUAUGCCUGAAAAAGGUUUCCAACUCGUCGUCGAUCCCUCACAUUUUGCUGAACGAAUGAUAUUUUUGGGUGUUUUCCCAUGUCUUUCACUUUCGAAACGGCAACAGGCGGGCCAUCCCGCCCGUUUUUAUGGUCAUCCGCCGAGAAGAAAUGUGUGCACCGCCUGUGGAUUUGUCCCAUUCAAUUCCAUUUGAAUUGUCGUCCUCCUCCGAUCCGAAGAGGAAUGGUCGUUUUCUCGCGGUUAUUUAGGAGGCGAAACGGGCGUCCUGCUGGGCUGUGUUGAAAUGGGGUGGUGACGGAUGGAUUCGGCCUAAUUUAUGUGCUCAAAUAGGCAGUCUAGGUGGAAAACAGCUGGAAAAUGUUUGACUAGUGAGAAUCGCAGAAGAAAAAACGCGUAUUUUUUACAGGCAAUCCACGAUAAGCUGUGCAAAAAGUACCAGGAGGUGACGAACGAAAUCGAAAUGGCCAGCAUUGAGAAGCAGACGUUCGAGUGAGUUGGAAAUUUGCACUUUUCGCCCAAAAAAUCGAUUCACAAAAAGUGUUUUUCAGACGUUUGGGCGAGCACGAGUUGAAGGCGAUUCACAAACGUGUCGGACGUCUUCAACAAGAAGUCGGAACUCAGGAGACGAGAGAGAAAGAGCUGCAGAAGACGUACUCCAAGUUGUCCGGUUCGUUUUUGGGAAUCAGCUAAAUCAGCUAAAAAUUGCAUUUGCAAGUGCAAUUGUCGUUCGAAAUGCUAAAAUUUCUGCGAAAAAGUCCCUUUUCUGCUCGAUUCUUGCUCCCGAAAUUUGGCGUCUAAACUAUCAAUCUCUGGCAUCCUUCAACACGUCUGCAAAGAAAAUAAAAGAGCGGAUUAGGAGUGUCGCGUUUUUGUCAUUCAAAUUGACGUACUCGCGUGAAGAGAAGCACACAAUACGGUUGAAUUGUCGAAAGAAAAGGAAAGGAGACCUCCGUUCCGAUGGCACGCACUGUCAACUGACACCCACCUGCUUUGAUUUAUCGGCUGAGGAGGUCAGACCCACCGGGAGUACUGUAGAGUUUUGUUCAGGUUUUUAGGAUUUCUGUAAAGACCUUCUGGAACUUUGUUUAGAGAACCAUGGAACUCUCAAAUCUUUUUAAAGUGUUUUUGUGUCUGUCUAUUGCCACAUUCACUGUCCGAGUCCCAACGCGCAGUUAAAGUUGCGGCCUAGAAAACUCAGGUGUGGAAACUCUUUCCUGCACUCGGGAAAUGCUUGGCAACGUCUGAAGAUUGUGCCGAAUGCAAAGAAGAUCCCAUGGCCUAGGAGUUUUCUAGGCCUCGGCCACAACUUUAACUUCUGAGAGUUCGGGGGACUCGGACUCUGAAUGUGGCAAUAAGAAGCAAUUCGGACAGACACAAAAACUCGCACGGUUCCCUGAUCAUUGUUGAGAAUGCGCUUCCUUUCUCAAAACUGUCAAAGAAAAGUGCACCGAAAAAGUGUGCGCUGACAGCUGAUCAAUUAUUAUGGAACCACGCGGAGAAAUUGCGUAAAUGCGCACAUAAAUCAUGCAAAUAAAUGCGAGCGCAUGAGCCAGAAAUCAUUGGGAAAAUGAGCCAAGUUGUGCUCUUUAGGGGAAUGGAUUCACAGAAAAUGUUAUCAGUUCAUGUUUCUAAAAUAUCUCAAAAAGUUUCAUCUAUUCUACGAUCGGUUUUGCAGAGAAGCAAUGGAAAUUGUCGCAAAUCGAGAUCCGCAACGAGGCAUCGACUACCGGAGCUCCAGUCACCUAUUGA
This is a messenger RNA of Caenorhabditis sp. 36 PRJEB53466, 4206 nucleotides long. The record is from the annotation of a GenBank genome assembly. NCBI's taxonomy places the organism in Eukaryota, Metazoa, Nematoda, Chromadorea, Rhabditida, Rhabditidae.